AUGUCAUCUUCCUACGCAAACCCCGUACCCACUCCGGGUGACUCGUCUUCAUUCGUCGACCCGUCAAGCGCGGGGGCAGAGAGCCAGCAGGCGAAGCGUAGACGAAUCAACUUCGCCUGCAACUACUGCCGCAACCGCAAGACGCGCUGCGACGAGCAGAAGCCCUCAUGCAGGGCCUGCAUCGCCGCUGGGAUCGAGUGCGUCACCACCGAUCGCCGUCGUCCCGGCAUCGAGGUGCAGCGGCGCGAGACGAAGCGCCGCAUGUCGCGGGCGUCCACCUCGUCCUUGCCGCAGCCCGCGACUCCGGCUGGACCCUAUGCGUCUCCUCAGUCUACCAGAGGCGGUGAGAUCUGCCACAGCUCGGCGGAUAUUGCCAUUCCCGGGCAUAAGAGCUCGCCCUCUGUGGCUGACCUCAGCCAUGAUGAGAGCUCGAAAGACUCUCACUCCACAACGACAGGUCCAACACCGAGGACAAGGAACUCAACAUCAGUACCCGCUACUCACACAGCUCCUCCUCAAGAAGAGGAAGAGCCUCCUAACGGCAAUGGAAAGUUCCAAGGAAAGUUACCCGUAGUACGACCAAGCCGGCACAGUACCUCCGUCGAGAUUCUAGCCGACUGGUUGGAUCUCGCCUCGCGCCGGCUGGGUCUGCAGCACAGGAGGGGUCUACCGACGCCCCCAAGUAACCCGCCUAGUAGCCGAAUCCGCGCGCUUCUUACAUCGGAGCCCUGCCGCUUCCCUCCCGCAGGAUGCGCGCGCCUGUUGGCGGCUAGGUUCUUUGACGGUGUCAACAUUCUUUAUCCUCUACUGAACCGCGACCGGUUCCAAAAGGACCUUGACUUGGCCCUGGAGUCGGGCCCGGUAGAGCUUGCUGAGACUAGAGGUGUGGCAAUUCUCGCUCAGAUGUACCUCAUCUGGUCCAUCGGGUUCUCUGCCGAACCACUGCUCGACCCCGUCGUAGAUCCAAGAGAGUACCUCGACUACUGCAAGACACUGUUAGGUCACCUCGUCGUCGCCAACAAUGUCGAGAAUAUCCGAGCAAUUGUCCUGUUGUCGCUAUGUAUGCACUGCUACGACGACUGCGCCGGGGCCUGGAACACGCUCAGCGUCGGCGUCUCCAUGGCCAUCGCCAUGGGGCUGAACAAGCCGCGCACAUGUCGUCGCAAGUGUCAAAACAAGAAACCAGACGCCCUCGACGACGAGGAGCGCCGAAUAUUCUGGCUUGCUAUUUAUGCCUUUGAAAAGUUCCUCUCAUUCGAGAUGGGCCGGUUGUCUUCGAUUGACGACGAAGACUGCUACCCCGCUCAUGUGCAGGAACUUGCGACUUACACAGAAGCUGAGACAUCCUCCAAAGGCAAAGCGUUCGCAGUGACGGUUGAUCUCGCCAGAAUUCUGAGUGAGAUUGGUCGAAAAUCGGUCAUCGUCAGCAGAAAAGAAGACGGUGUCACGGGACCUGCGCUGCAGGCUGUCAUUACCGAGAAGGUUCAGACUACCGGAGAGGCACAGCUGCUCCUCACGAGAUGGGGCGAGUCCGUUCCCGACGAACUUCGACCAACGUCAGAUAUCCUCAUCGGCUCUAGGAUAUGUCCGUUUGCUUCUUUUAUCUCGAUGCAUUACAACAACGCUCUCGUCAUCCUGUCGAGGAAUAGUCUCCUCAUCAGCGAAGAAGCCAUAUCGAGCGGCGCCAACAUCAUCGCCAAAGGCAAGCCAUGGGACUACAUGGUUCGGAACGGACCGUCGAUCGCUGCCAACGCUUCCCGAAAGAUGCUUCGCAUUCUCGUAGAGACUCUCGAUUCCAAGUCAAACUCUGUGUAUCCGAGUUUGCUUGUCGCCCUCCAUGCUCUCGUCACGCUAUCAGUCCAUGUCGCCACGCAUCCCGACUCCCGCAUCUCCGCAAUGGACUUCCAUUUGAUCCAAACUGCGGCGGACACAAUGAAGGAGGCUUACUCUCGCCUCCGGGGCGACGCCCUCUUCAAUGGCCUAUUGCACAAAAUUGACACGAUUCUGCAGCAGUCAACGCCGGCCACGACACGGCUGGCUGCACAACCCAUCCCACCAGCAGUUCCAGCAGCAUCAACACAAGGGAGCCAAGAUAAUCCCUGGGCAGCCCAAGGCGACGGCCCAAACCAGACGCCAAAUACUUGGGCGGACAACAAUAAAAUGAAAGAGGCGGGACCCACUCCCGACAUGUCGGCAGCACCGAUAUUCAACCAGAACUACAUCGUCCCUGGCGCCAACGACUUUGGAUAUGAUCCCAUGGGUGGCAUUCCAAUGCCGGGUGAUGAGUGGUCGCCGAGCAUGUCCGAUGGAGUCGGAUGGGACUGGUCGUGCUUCUCACAGCUGUUGGCUGAUCAGUUUCAACCGCAAUGA
Colletotrichum siamense is the source of this 2370-nucleotide messenger RNA. Its product is annotated as putative transcriptional regulatory protein. Gene Ontology annotation, molecular function: DNA binding; DNA-binding transcription factor activity, RNA polymerase II-specific; zinc ion binding. The coding region runs from base 1 to 2370 and encodes 789 amino acids. The transcript has 4 exons. Gene Ontology annotation, biological process: regulation of DNA-templated transcription; DNA-templated transcription. Lineage: Eukaryota; Fungi; Ascomycota; Sordariomycetes; Glomerellales; Glomerellaceae. The record is from RefSeq and is a predicted model, not a curated record.